Messenger RNA from Haliotis rubra (blacklip abalone), 3710 nucleotides. RefSeq lists its product as uncharacterized. The transcript has 20 exons. Bases 133 to 3402 code for a protein of 1089 amino acids. The record is from RefSeq and is a predicted model, not a curated record. Gene Ontology annotation, molecular function: ubiquitin-protein transferase activity; metal ion binding. Lineage: Eukaryota; Metazoa; Mollusca; Gastropoda; Lepetellida; Haliotidae. Gene Ontology annotation, biological process: protein ubiquitination. Gene Ontology annotation, cellular component: cytoplasm.
ACAAAGCGAGCGCAGAGUGACCUAAUUCAGACACGCCAGUCCUGAAAAUAGACGACGAAGGAUAAACCCACGAAGCGAAAUUAGAAGUAGACAUUACUUCCAGAACAUGAGGAAAUAUCUCUUGGUUUAAGAAUGGAGGAUUCAAACGGGAGACAGGUUGUCCACUUCCGACAUUUUGGGGCAGGGACGACUUUUGUUAGUGACAGACAGUGUUGCGUUAUCGUUGACAUCUGCAGGAACUAUGCUGUUACUGACAGGCUGCACACGGCAGAGUGUACAUCUCUGUUUCACCUACACUGGGAGGGUCAUGACAGUGGGAAUGAGACAUCCAGUAUUACGGUGUCGGAAGCAAAUGGUGACCACAAGUCAACAGUCAUAACCCCCGACCAUGUUAACAACCUCCUCAAGCAUCACCCAGCGUUACAUGACUUCACCACAAAGAUGCUCACGGCACACCAGGUUCAGCUGAUCCACGUGGAAUACGCCCCACUUGUUCUGACGUUCCAGCACUGUGUGGGUUCAGACAGGAAAACAUUGGUGUCCAGAAAGCACAAGGUUCUUCUGUUGGUGAAAGAAUUCCUAAAACAUUCCAUAGGCUCUGAACAUUUGGAAACUUUGAAUAUUGAAAUACUUGAUAGAAAACCAAUUGUCCUUGGAAAUUUACAUUAUCAGUACUGCGUGGAGGAAAAUCCCCGAAUGCAGUCAGCAACAAGACACAAGGAAAUACCACAUGAGAUUCCAGAUACAAUAGAAAAGAGAUUUAAGAGUAUUGAAGAGCAACUUUCUCACCAGAAGGAAUUAAUGGAAUCUCAAUUUUUUGGUCAAGAAAAACAAUAUGAAGACAUUCGGUUGUCACUAUGCAGCAUUUCUGCGACCUUGGGUUUUACUGAUAAUAAACAAAAACUGUGGAGCAAGGAGGUUCAGCCAAAUAUCCUCGAUCUCUCUGAACCCGACCUUGAAAGUUUGGAUUCAAUUUAUCAUACCAAAACAGAAAUACUUACUGAAAAAGAGGAAAAUACAAAUGAACUACAGAGAGAGGAUAUGGCGGACGGGAAUGACAAGGAAACGUCUGUGCUUGGUGAGACGAGGAAGUUGUCCAAACAAAAUGUACAUGGCAAAUCAGAGCAGGAAAUCAACAGUGUCGUUGACGGAAAUUACCCUAAAGCAGUGGAUAUGAAAGGUACCUCGUUUGGAAACAAAGGUGAAGAUCGACAGCCUGGACAUUCGUCACCACACACCAAACAGAACUCAGGUCCGUCCCAGAAAGGUCGAUUACCAACUGAGAGAAGUCAAUACAAUGAUGGGAGCUUUGUCAGUAAGGUACCAAGCAGGACCAAUGGGUUAAGAAGGCAGUACACUGACGAGGUGAAGGGCGGAAAUGUAUACCCUAGUGGUAACUACAGAAGCAGGCAAUACGUAAAUACAUACGACAAUAUCCACCCCACACCUCAAGAAAGGAAUCAAACGGCGUAUGGGCCUGUUGUCGGUAGGCGGAACCAGUUGAAACCACAUUACACACAGUCCCAGAGAGGAGAAACGCCAGCAUCACCUCGACUUCGAGAAAUGUUUUUUGGAAACGGUACUACGUCAUCAGAGUACGAUCCCUUCCCCGAUAUACAAACAGAGGAUCUCAAUUUUGAUAUGAUCAAGAGUACACAAUGCAUUGUAUCGGCUCAAGAAAGCAACUAUGGCGACCCAAGAAAGGAGAACAUCAACGGAGACGAAGAAAGGGAAAAACACUAUCGUCUGAUGUUAGAAUGUAUCAUUGGUGAUAGUCCCUACUGGAGCAGAAUAUGGGCGAGUGUGCAGGAAGCACUACUCGAAGAUGAGAGUCCUGUUCCACGAUAUGGUCUGGCCCUGGAUACAGUCAUAUGUAUGGAUACAUCCAGCAGCAUGUGGGGCGAUCCUUUCAAUGAAAUGAAGAAAAUCGCCCUUGAUUUUAUCAACGGAAUCGAGGACAUUGCAGAGCGACAUGAUCUUGAAGAAAAUAUUGCCCUCGUUACCUUUGGAGGACGGGCCAAGGUAGUUCACCACUUAUCCAACGACUAUGGGAGUCUUAGAGAUGCACUAGAAAACAUCACACCCGGGGGCCCCUCCCCAAUCAUGGAAGGCGUUCUUGUCUCACUGGCGUGUCUGGCGAAAGGCGGUGUCUUCAAGAUCAGGAACAGUCUGCAACUUCGGCCACGACUUAUAUUCAUAACGGAUGGUCUACCAACAAGAGAGAUGCCUGAGACUUCAGCGGAUGGUAUCUGUACAGAGGUUGAGGAUAGAGGUCGAAUCUCAAGAGCAUUUGCGGAGGUUAGAAGCAGACAGCACGAAGAUUAUCUUCCUGACGAAAUCGUUUUUGUUCCUGUUGGAGCCUUUUGCAACAUGAGUUGUCUCCAGGCCCUUGCGUCAUUCUGUUAUGGAAAAGUGGCAGACGCGACAUCACUGGCGAGGUUGCCAAAAUACCAAUUUCUGCACAAAAGUGCGAUUCAUGUAAUUGAUUACAUACGAGACAACGAUCAAACCUCGGCAACGUUCCGUGCAGGAUUACAUGAGGUGUUUCUGGAACUGGAACCUAGUCUCGACCAGUCGGACAGGCGGGAUCUGCACAGCCUACUUGCUCCUAAGGUCGACUCCAUGAUCAACCAUGGCUCAGUCUACAACUUCCAAAAUGUACAUGAGGACCCGGAACUGCCUCCCCUCGGCUCCAGAGUUGUCCGAGGCCCAGACUGGCUGUGGGGUAAUCAAGACACUGAGGCGCCAGGGACAAUAUUCAACCAUGCACUCGACAACAUUGUGUGGGUGAUCUGGGACAACGGCCACUCGAACGUGUACAGGUAUGGACAGAAGGACAAGUACGAUGUCAUCACAGUGGAGGACCAGCCUCGAGACAUCGACGACUACUCGAUUGCUGUCGGUGUUCAGGUUGAAAGAGGUGCGGACUGGCAUUUUCUGUAUGGGAAUCAGGAUGGUGGUCCUGGAAACUACGGCACCGUCAUUCGAAUUACGACGGGGAAGGUCAAGGUUCGGUGGCAGAAAGGUGGAAUGUACACAUACAGAUACGGCGUCGGUGGACUGUUUGACUUAUCUAUUCGUGACCCUGUUGCCUCCAUCCUUGAAACAACUGCAAAAUCAGAUGAAGGUUCAAGCCGUAUUUCAGUGGGGCCAGGACAUGGCCAGAGGCUGCAAGAGUCUGAAAACAGGCCGUACGUUUGGCAGAGGCGGGACAACCAGGAAGGCUGGGAAUCAUACACAGAAAUCAAUGAUGCUAAACUGAAGAAGGAAUAUGGGAAAAAUGCGAAAGGCUCAUGCUUAAUUCAGAGAAAAGGGGAGAGUUUCAGGGUAUCAUUCAAAUCCCUGCAAGAGCGCUCUGUAACUGACAAAACCUGGGUUCCUGUGCGAAAAUGUUUUCAAUAGAUCUAUCUAGUCAUCAUUGAAGUGUGAAGAUUUGAUAAUUAACAACACUACAGGGUUUGUGGGAUCUGCACGUGAUGUCUUCACAUUUCCACAAAGUUUACAAACGAUUUAUAAAAUAUAGCGAUAGUGUUUAUCUAUACUUAUACUAUUUAGCAUAUUUUAAUGCUCUGCCAUAGAGUAGAUCGUUUUGACUAUAUCUACAUGGCCAUCUUAGUACACAAUAUCACAGUUUCUAAGAUGCCUAGCGGUUAGAACAAUCGGCAAAAAAAUACAUUAUGAGACAAUAAAUUAAAGGUAUUGUUUUUUUA